UUUUUUUUAUCAUAUUAUCCUUUUUUCCUACUUUAUUAAUAUUAAUCAUAUUUAAUUAGAAGUUGAAUAAGCUAAAAUAAAAUAUAAAAUAAAAGUAAAGUAAGAGAGAAUGAAUAAAAAUUAAAGGAAACUUUUUACGAACGGGCUUCUGAACAACAAUAGCUAUCUUGGUUCAUAUAACAUAGGAUUCACCCCCAUUGCGUAUUGGUACUUAUCGGAUAUAGAAUAGAUCCGCUUCCCUUUUUUCCUAUGAAUCGAAUUGUUCCAUUAUUACUAACAGAAUAGAACAAAUAUUAAUCCUUUCUCCGAAAUAAUUACCUAAAAAGGGGGGGUCCGUAACAUAGUUUUUUCCAAUGCAAUAAAGUUACAUAGUGUCUAUUUUUCAUUGAUAAAGGGGUAUUUCCAUGGGUUUGCCUUGGUAUCGUGUUCAUACUGUUGUAUUGAAUGAUCCCGGUCGUUUGCUUUCGGUUCAUAUAAUGCAUACUGCUCUGGUUGCUGGUUGGGCCGGUUCCAUGGCUCUAUAUGAAUUAGCUGUUUUUGAUCCCUCCGACCCUGUUCUUGAUCCAAUGUGGAGACAAGGUAUGUUCGUUAUACCUUUCAUGACUCGUUUAGGAAUAACCAAUUCAUGGGGCGGUUGGAAUAUUACAGGAGGGACUAUAACGAAUCCGGGUCUUUGGAGUUACGAAGGGGUAGCCGCAGCACAUAUCGUGUUUUCUGGCUUGUGCUUCUUGGCAGCUAUUUGGCAUUGGGUAUAUUGGGAUCUAGAAAUUUUUUGUGAUGAACGUACAGGAAAACCUUCUUUGGAUUUGCCCAAGAUUUUUGGAAUUCAUUUAUUUCUUUCAGGAGUGGCUUGCUUUGGUUUUGGCGCAUUUCAUGUAACAGGAUUAUAUGGUCCUGGAAUAUGGGUAUCCGACCCUUAUGGACUAACCGGAAAGGUCCAACCCGUAAAUCCGGCGUGGGGCGUGGAGGGUUUUGACCCUUUUGUUCCGGGAGGAAUAGCCUCUCAUCAUAUUGCAGCAGGGACGUUGGGUAUAUUAGCGGGCUUAUUCCAUCUUAGUGUUCGUCCGCCUCAACGUCUAUACAAAGGAUUACGUAUGGGAAAUAUUGAAACCGUCCUUUCCAGUAGUAUUGCUGCUGUCUUUUUUGCAGCUUUUAUUGUUGCUGGAACUAUGUGGUAUGGUUCUGCAACUACUCCCAUCGAAUUAUUUGGUCCUACUCGUUAUCAAUGGGAUCAGGGAUACUUUCAACAAGAAAUAUAUCGAAGAGUUAGUGCCGGACUAGCUGAAAAUCAAAGUGUAUCAGAAGCUUGGUCUAAAAUUCCUGAAAAAUUAGCUUUUUAUGAUUAUAUUGGUAAUAAUCCAGCAAAAGGGGGAUUAUUCCGAGCGGGUUCAAUGGACAAUGGGGAUGGAAUAGCUGUUGGAUGGUUAGGACACCCCGUCUUUAGAAAUAAAGAAGGGCGUGAACUUUUUGUACGCCGUAUGCCUACUUUUUUUGAAACAUUUCCGGUUGUUUUGGUAGACGGAGACGGAAUUGUUAGAGCCGACGUCCCGUUUAGAAGGGCAGAAUCUAAAUAUAGUGUCGAACAAGUAGGUGUAACUGUUGAGUUUUAUGGUGGUGAACUCAAUGGAGUAAGUUAUAGUGAUCCCGCAACUGUGAAAAAAUAUGCUAGACGGGCUCAAUUGGGUGAGAUUUUUGAAUUAGAUCGUGCUACUUUGAAAUCCGAUGGUGUUUUUCGUAGCAGUCCAAGAGGUUGGUUUACUUUUGGGCAUGCUUCGUUUGCUCUACUUUUCUUCUUUGGACACAUUUGGCAUGGUUCUAGAACCCUCUUCAGAGAUGUUUUUGCUGGUAUUGAUCCAGAUUUGGAUGCUCAGGUGGAAUUUGGGGCAUUCCAAAAACUUGGAGAUCCAACUACAAAAAGACAAGCAGUCUGAUGCAACAUUGCUUUUUUCUUUUAGUUUCUGUUUGCGAUUUUUUUGAUUUCAUUUAAUAGGUAGGGUACUGUAGGAAUCUUGAUUUAAAUCGCUGCCGUUUCUUUGACUCUUUUUUGUUCUUUAUCCGGAGGUAUACUCCUUCAGUAAACAUAAACAAAACAGGUAUGAAAGCUAUAAUUGUAAACCACGAUCAAAUUUAUGGAAGCAUUGGUUUAUACAUUUCUCUUAGUAUCGACUUUAGGGAUCAUUUUUUCGCUAUUUUUUUUCGGGAACCGCCUACAAUUUCAACUAAAAAAUGAAAUAAUUUUUCAUUCUCUUCAUUGACGUAAUCAGCCUCCAACUAUUUGGAGGCUGAUUACGUCAACUAGUCCCCGUGUUCCUCGAAUGGAUCUCUUAGUUGUUGAGAGGGUUGCCCAAAGGCAGUAUAUAGAGCAUACCCAGUAAAACUUACAAGUAACCCAGAUAUAAAGAUGGCGACUAGAGUUGCUGUUUCCAUUAUUAUAUAAUUGAAAGACCACAAUGGAUCUAUGCUAAGAUCGUUUAUUUACAACGGAAUGGUAUACAAAGUCAACAGAUCGUAAUGAAUACAAAAUAAGAUUUAUGGCUACACAAACUGUUGAAGAUAGUUCUAGAUCUGGUCCAAGAAGCACUACUGUAGGGAAGUUAUUGAAACCGUUGAAUUCUGAAUAUGGUAAAGUAGCUCCUGGAUGGGGAACGACCCCUUUGAUGGGUGUUGCAAUGGCACUAUUUGCGGUAUUCCUAUCUAUUAUUUUGGAGAUUUAUAAUUCCUCUGUUCUACUGGAUGGAAUUUCAAUGAAUUAGACUGAGAAGAAUCUUGAAGUGCUAGCUUUUUGUUCGAUACAAAAAAGUAAAGUAUGUAGGUCUAAAAUUUUGCACCUAUUCUCCUUUGGUAGUUCGACCGCGAAAUUUUUUUCUGCAUUGUAUAUUUCCGGAAUAUGAGUGUGUGACUUGUUAGAAUUGACCCUAUGGAUAGUACAGAGAAGGGGGUCUGUCAUCUUUAUCAAGAUGGUUUUAUUUCGUCGGAUAUUCAUUCGAGUAUCUGGAGCACGAAAUAGAUCAAAUAGAUCACAAAGUUUUCGAACUAUGAUUCAUACUUAAUACUUAGACCUCGUAGCCGGACUUCUUUCCGUUCUAUCUUAUAAAUUUUCAUAAAUCAAUUUUUUUCUGCUUUUAAACUCUUAUUUAGAUCAAAGGACAAACGCUUCUUUGUAUUUUAUGUUUUUAAUCAUUAUAGCUCUUUUUUUUUUUAUUGAAUAAGUGAUGAUCCAAUGGUUCUCACUCAGUGAACUUUGGACUUUGAAGGUUUCAUUGAAUUAUCGUGGUUUUCGUAUGAAUCUGAGGUUUCAAUUAAUAAGUAGGGUCUUAACAAGAAAAUUCCUAUCAAUAAUAAAGAAAACAAGAAGAAAUCCGUAUUCCCAUUCCAUACAAAUACCAA
Brassica napus (rape) is the source of this 3387-nucleotide messenger RNA. Its product is annotated as photosystem II CP47 reaction center protein. Gene Ontology annotation, cellular component: membrane; photosystem II. Gene Ontology annotation, biological process: photosynthesis; photosynthesis, light reaction; photosynthetic electron transport in photosystem II. The coding region runs from base 405 to 1931 and encodes 508 amino acids. The transcript has a single exon. Lineage: Eukaryota; Viridiplantae; Streptophyta; Magnoliopsida; Brassicales; Brassicaceae. The record is from RefSeq and is a predicted model, not a curated record. Gene Ontology annotation, molecular function: chlorophyll binding.